UCUAGUGCAAUAACACAUCCACUAAACUUCACUGUGACCACGUUUAGUAAACGCUCCUUGCUGUUGGCCGUUGAGUUCUGUCACAUUGAAUUGUUGCCAGAACUGUAAAAUGUACAGUGUACAGGGGCGCUACGCAGCAGUUUGCGUUGUUGUUAUUUUAGUCGCCUCCUCUACCCGUCUUAACUGGCGGAAAACCUUCGGUGGUCUCGCUCCUCGCUUCAUCAACCUCAAGCUUCCAAGGGAGCUUCCAGACCCCGAAGAACCACUGCCACCCUCCCCGAGUUUAGAGCACAGCUUCCGCAAGGCAGCCGUCUGCACUGAUGGCAACCCGUGCUCAAGCAUCGGCAGAGACAUCUUGGCCAAGGAAGGUUCAGCAGUGGAUGCUGCUGUGGCGGCACUGUUCUGCAACGGGGUGGUCAACAUGCAGAGUAUGGGACUGGGCGGAGGGUUCAUCAUGACAGUGUACCAACGCAAGACCAAGACCGCUCACGCUCUGGUUGCCAGAGACACUGCUCCAGGAGCCGCUAAGAAGGAUAUGUUCGCCCGCAAGCUCCAUAAGUCUGAUGAUGGAGCGCUCGCGACAGGGGUUCCCGGAGAGCUGCGAGGAUACAGGGAGGCGCACGAGAAGUUCGGCCGUCUCCCGUGGGCCGAUUUAGUACAACCUACGAUAAAGAUCUGCGAAGAGGGUUUCCGCAUGAGUGAAUAUACAGAAAGCUGCCUUAAAAACCGGUUUCGGUUUAUAUUUUCCCUUAACGAUCCUAACUUGAGGGAGUGGUUUGUGGACAAAAAAGGACGUUUAAAGACUAAGGGGAGUCUGAUCCGACCCCGACAGUUGUGCGAAACUCUCAAAGUGAUUGCGCAAGAGGGAGGAAAAGCGUUACACGAUGGUUCUCUCACCAAGACGUUCGUUGAGGACGUACAAAACAUGGGAGGCAUUAUCACCGAAGACGACAUGCGGAACUACAAACCAGAAUGGACAGAUCCUAUCACUGUGAAGCUACAAGACGACACAGUCUACACCUCUCCUCCACCCGGUGCCGGCGUUCUCCUCACCUUCAUCCUCAAAAUCCUCGAAGGAUACAAUCUAACCCCAGACAGCGUGAGUACGCUCGACAAAAUGACAACAACCGUUCACAGGAUGGUGGAGGCGUUUAAGUACGCUUACGCCAAGCGCACAGAAUUGGGCGAUCCGCUCUUUGUUGAUAUCAAAAAGCAACUAGCCGACCUGAUGUCUGAGGACUACAUUAACAAUAUACGAUCACAGAUCAAGGACGAUCAAACGUUUGAGAAGGCCACCCACUAUGGCGCCGUGUACUACAACCCUGACGACCAUGGCACGUCACACAUCAGCAUCCUUGCGCCGGACGGAGACGCUGUGGCGGUCACUAGCACUGUUAAUAAAUAUUUUGGCGCAGGAAUCACAUCAAAGAGAACGGGAAUCUUACUGAACAGUGGGAUGGAUGACUUCUCGAUACCCGACGAGACACAUUUCAAUGGAGUUCAUCCGGCUCCCGCCAACUUUAUAGAACCAGGCAAGCGGCCAAUGAGCUCCACCUGCCCCACGAUCAUAGUAGACAGCAAUGGAGACGUGCGGAUGGUCGUCGGGGCCGCAGGGAGCACCCAUAUCACCACCGCAGUGUCAUGGGUCAUAAUACAAUAUUUAUGGUUGGGAAAGUCAAUCAAAGAAGCAGUGGAUGCAAGAAGAUUCCAUCAUCAGCUGUAUCCAAUGGAGCUUGACUACGGAUACGGAGUCACUUCUCCAUUAGUCAAGAGCCUAGAAAAACUUGGUCACAAAAUGUACAGAUUUGGAGCCAGAGGCUCCAUUGUUUGUGCUAUCGCCAAAAAAGACGACCGCAUUUACGCCAACGCAGAUUUUCGUAAAGACAGUAGUAAUGUUUGCGGAAUAGACUGAAGAAGAUUUUUAAUCGUUUGAAUCUGGCCCUAAUUUUUUAAUUUUUUUUGUUAGGUUUUUAUAGUAAUAGUCUAAUUUUUUCUUUAUCACAACCGUAUGUUUUCCUUUUCUUUUAAAUUUUAUAAACCAUAUUCUUUUACUUUUAUUUUCAGAACUGCAUAUAGCCUAUUAUAGGUUUUAAGCAUAAAAAAAAACCAAAUAUGCUGUUUUUCAAUAAUUCAUGAAAUAGUGAUUAUUAUUAUCCUCAGUUUAAAAAAUACAUUUUGCGCCUGGCUAUUUGACAAGUUUAGAAACACCACUUAUUAAUGGAAAAUUUUUUUAUUGGAUUAAAAUCCAUUCAGUUUAACAGCAGUGUUAGUAUUUUUAAAUGGACUUGUGUAAGUUUGUAACUCAUUUUCAUGAUAACAAUUUAAAUUUCAAAUCUCAUUUUGGCCUCUUUUUAAUCAAGUUAAUGUACACAAUACGCAAAGCUUUCAAAUGUGACUGUGAUCUUAGGUUUGUUCAAUACACUAAAUUUAAAGAGCCUCGAUAUAAAUUUAAAAUGGCAAAUUUAAAUCGAUGGAAGAUUUGAAUCCUUUUGUCCUGUUGAUCCUGUAGGUACUUGUAAUGCUAGCCUUUUGUUUUUCUUCAGAGUCUACCUAUUACUUAUUAUUGUAUGCACUAUCUAGAAGUAUUAUUAUUAUGUCUUGAUUAUUAUGAUUCUUUUGCAUCUUGUGUUUAUAUCAUUUGUAUAUCAUUAGCAUUAUUUACUGAUAUAUCCUCUUGUAUAUCUUCUCGUAACGCUUGCUUCUUGUUUUUCUUCAGAGUCUACUUGUUACUUACUAUUCUAUGCACUAUCUAGAAGUAUUAUUAUUAUGAUUUGUAUGCAUCUUCUUAGAUCAGUUGUAUAACUUUUGCACGUUAACUACUUAUCUUUGUUCACUUAUUGUAUUUAGUAUUGCUUGUUUUUUCUCUCAAAUGUUUACUUUUGCUCCAAUUCAAAACCACCAAUCUCGCCUUAAUAAUUGCGAGUUUGAGUUUAUUUGUUAUUUAUUAUGCAUGCACUAUUUAUUAUUACGUCUUACUCUUAAUUAUGUUUUAAACGUAUAUUGAUUCUUGUGUGAGCAUGAACUAUUGCUGUUUGUAUAACUUUGUUUCUUUGUGCAUGGUACUUGAUGUAUAAUGGUUUUGGUUGUAAAUAAAUGAAUUUAAUUGAA
Molecule: messenger RNA, 3108 nt
Organism: Macrosteles quadrilineatus (aster leafhopper)
Lineage: Eukaryota; Metazoa; Arthropoda; Insecta; Hemiptera; Cicadellidae
Product: scoloptoxin SSD14-like
Exons: 10
Coding region: 110-1912 (600 amino acids)
Biological process (GO): glutathione catabolic process
Cellular component (GO): plasma membrane
Molecular function (GO): glutathione gamma-glutamate hydrolase
Source: RefSeq, a predicted model, not a curated record